UUCACAGCUCGAUCACACAAGUAAGUUUGUAAAGUUAGUUCAAAAAAAAUCCUCAGGUGUUUGCCCUGCUGCGGCCUGCCAUGGCCACGGCGACGGAGCGCAGUUUCCUGCAGCUGAGGAAACGCCUUGAUCAGCUCGGGUACCGGCAACCACUACCGAUAGAGUCUCUUCCCCUGGUGGAACGACUGUUCGAUGAUCUUGUUCAGACAACCGACAGCUUGAGAAAAGCACGAUCCGAACUCGGAGAGAAGCAACUGGUAGUGGAGGAGGCUCAUGAUUAUAUCGAGCCGUAUCAGAACGAGAACGCGCGUCUGGUGACGGAGAAUCGAGAACUCCACCUGCGUCUAAUCAAACAGAAAGAUGAGUGCACUGCUCACACACGAGAAUACAAGGCCAAUCUUCGUCGUCUGGAACACCAGAACUCUGACCUGACCUUCCUGAACACACAGUAUGUUGUACGCAUCAAGGCCUUGGAGAAAGAAGUCCGUGAUCGUAAUGAUCGCAUACAGCAACUUCAGGAGAAGAAUCUCCAGGCUGUUAUCCAGACUCCGGGUGGUCGAAAGAAGACGAUUGCUUUCCGGCGUCAGCGCAUGGAAAUUGACUGUCCCGUGCCACCGAGUGAUGCAGCUGGCAAAGCAAGCCCCGCCAAACUACAGCGUGACCCGUAUGUAGCCGACUUACUACGUGUGGCUGAUGCUCGCAUUACAGGCCUUACUGAGGAGCUGCAGAAGGCCAAGGAGAACUGCAACACGUCGGAGCGGCGGGCUGGUAUUCUAGCGGAACAAGUGGAGUCUCGCGACACAGAGAUUGAGCGGCUCGGCGGCCUGCUGGAACACGGGCGGCCACACGAACUCAUCCUGGCCGAGGGCAAGAGAAACUUGGACGAACGGCUGGUGGCUCAGAUGACCAUGCAGAUGGAGAUCCUAACGGAUCAGAGACACCAGUUAGAAACUAAGCUGACUGAUAGCGAAGCUCAAAUGCGUGCAGAGGCUCAACGAGCUGAGGAGCUGCAGUCGAAGAACUUGCAGCUGUGCGAAGAGCUGCGCGCAAUUCAGAGUCUGAGCCGGGAUUUGCAGCACGAAGCGGAUCAUAUGCGCACUCAGCAUGGCCAAGUUGAAACAUCCGUGCAGCAGCUACACACUGAGUUACAUGAAGGGCGCACCUCCUUACUCAGCAAGGAGAACGAACUGCAGCGUGCUGUCACGGAUAUCAAAUGCUUGCAAGAAUUGCUGGAGACAAGCCAGGCUGAUGCUAAACGCACCACGCAUGUUCUCGAGCAAAUGGAUCGGGAGAAGCGCGUACUGGAGCAAAAGUGCUCGCAACUUCUUGCAACAGAGCAUGCCCUUAAUGUUGAACUUGAGUCGCUGCGCAAGCUGGCAACGUUACACGAGGAGGGCCGCGCUCAGCGAAGCUCCGCCGAGCAUCGACGUGUCGGUGCUGCACUGGACGACCUGAGUGUCACGGCCGAUGCCCGCCGUGCACAGGUCGAGAACUUACAGCACGAGCUGCAGUCCAUGCAACACCAGUGCACUCACCUGCAAGAGGAGCGCGACCACUUUCGAAACGAGCUGGACCUUCUGAUGCGCAGGAACUCUUCAACCCGCGAUCCGGGCGUUGGUAGGGAGCGUUCGCCGCGGAAUUCCACCGUGGCUGACUUGUCUGCUAUCGAACGUGACAAUAGACAGUUACAGAAAGUCCUACAGAGGUUUGAAGGCCAGUUGGGUGAGAUUCAGCGUGACCUGAAGGCGGUGAAAGAGGAAAGAGACAGCCUCUCGUUGCUGUACAGACAGGCAUGUCAGCAAAUAGAUGAAUUGCGCAGGCACUCAGCUGAUGUCGAUGACCAUGCGGCGGCACAUCAGCGCACCGACUCACCAUCGACAAAGGCGCAUGUGCCCGCCAGCACACUUGAUGCUACCGCAGCCCAGCACUACUCGUCUCCGCGAGCAGAGCCGGGCGGCAAGGCACAAGGAUCGUCUCCGCGAGAGCUGCAGGCGCUGCGGGAAGAGCGCGACAGCCUAACAGCACGCAUAGGCAGUCUCCGUGCAAUGGUGGCCAGCCUUGAGGACCAGGUGAAGGCCUCGUCGGCUGCAACCAACAACGCCGUCUCGGAACAGAAGCAGGCUCAGGCCGUGGCGGAGGAGAUGCGACGUCUAAGUGAGCGCACACGGGAGCGCAUCAAGUUUUUGGAAGAGGACAUACAGCGUAGCACUGCCCAGUGUGCGUCACUGAAAGCACAGCUUCUGUCCAUGCAAGGCCAGAGCAGCACAUCGUCUGGAGUGGUCAACACACUACGCACUGAGUUGCGUACGAUCGAAGAGGAACGUGAUGGCUUGCUGCAGAAGGUGCGAGAGCUCCAGGCGAUCGUUGGACGUUCACGCGAUGAGCAGGACGCCAUUGUUCGCCAGGUUUCUGAUAAGCAACAGCUCAUGGAGGAACAGCAAGCCACUGUUGAACAGCUGCAGAGAAACCUAAGAGACCAAACCCACGGUCACUCUGUACAAAGUCAGAAACUGGAGGAGAUGCGGAACGCACUGCGGGAGGUUGAUGCGGAGCGAGAUCAGCUGCAUGCUAAGAUUGAGCGGCAGAAUGAAGAGUUCCAGAGAGCUAUGAAACUGCACAGCACUAAAGCGGCUGAAGCGGAAACACUGCAAUCGCGUCUGCAGCAGGCUGGCCAACAGGUCCGGCAUGGCGAUGACCGAUGCUCCGAGCUGCAACGUCAACUGCAGCACCUUCAGCAGCAGCUGGAGAAACAGGAGCUGCGCCAACAGCAGUGUGUACAGCAGCGUGAUGCCGAGACCGUGCGUGUUCAGCAGCUGAUGAACGAGCAGAUAGCCAGUAAACAAGCUAUUGAUGCGCUGAAGACUGAAUUGUCGCAGGCAAUAGCUAGCCGUGAGGAGCUCAAAGCCAGCAUACAGCAAUACACGGGCAGAUUGCUAGAGUUUGAGCAGGCCUUGGAGGCUAAGGAGCGAGAGAAGGGUGAGCUGCUAGAGUCUUUCCAUCGUCUCAGUGAGGAGCACUCAUCUUUGGACGAGUCUGCGCGCACUUUCCAAGAAGAGACGAGCCAUGUCCGCGUGGAGUACGGCAAGUUCUUGCAGGAGCACAAGAUGCUGCAGGAAACUCUACGCCAUCAAGCACAUGACAUACGUCAAUUGCAGGAUGAGAAAGGCGAGUACGAAACACGUGUGGCAGACCUGCAUAAGAAGAUAGACGCACUGCAAGCGCAGCUUCAGCAAACCCAGGACUCACUGCAUGCCUCAAUAUCGGAACGCACCUCGGCACGUGACCUGUGCGUCCGUCUGGACCAGGCACAGGAUGCCCUGCAGCAGAGGGUGACAGCGAUGUCUCGCGAAUCCGAGCAUCUCACCGCACAGCUAGGCGCCGAGCGCAGUGAGCGUCAGGCAAUCGAGAAUCAGUUUGAUGCGGAGAGAGUGUCCGUGAAGAACCUUGAGUCAUUGAUAGCAAUGGAGCGGGUGGAGGUCAGUCAGCAGCACUCGCACACAGACCGUCUCCAACUGGACAAUCAGAAACUAAGUGACCGGGUGAAGGAGAUGCAAGCCAAACUGCAAGAGGGUGAGAAGGACCUGGCAUUGUGGAGAGAGCAGACACGCACACUGAGCGCUCAAGUUGCCGACUUGAAGCGCCAGCUCACUAAUGAGCGCUAUGAGAAGGAGUGGACUAUUCAGCAAAUGCAGUCUGCAUCUGCUCCAACCACCACCGACACUGAGCAGGAAGACAAUGCGGCGAAGCCCCGUCGUUCACCACGUGCAAAGCAACAGCAGCAGCAGCAACAACACCAAGGGACACAUGAUGACUCGCCGAGACUUCACACUCACCACAGCGCUAGCAGUCCGCAUCAAUAUCACGGAUCAUCUUCGCAAGGGCUGUUGCAAUCCAGGCACCAAUCCACUGAGCUGCGCAGAGACUCUGGCUCUGAUGUCCUGUCGCCACUGCAUUCACCGCCUCGCUCUCAGGCUGAUGGCGGUGAUAUCCGCUCCACGGAUUUGCAGAAGACAUCGUCAGUGUCAACAGCAGGCACCAGUUCACUGAGUCAGCCACAGCUAGGAGAGAUGAUUGCAACUGGUGAGACAGUAACAGAGCUUUCUGACUUCCAAGCGGUGACAGCAGUAUCCUCUGUUCAUCCCCAGCCGCAAGCCGCCGUACCGCCGUUGCCUGUGAGUACAGCUGGGAGCUCCUCCGCCGUCACACAUACAACGGAUGGAGUUGGUGUAGGCAGAACUCAGUUGCUGCCUACAAUACCAUCGCCACGGCCAUCAGCUUCCUUUAGAUCGCCUGGUUCAGAUAUACUCACAGACUCACGGCAGCAGCAGCAACAGCAGCGCGCUCGGCAGUCUGGCUCUCAGCCGAUGCAUGAUCACGCCAUAUCGCCACUGGCUCUUAGCUCCUUGGGUAUGCCACUUCGCAUGACAGCAGCAGCGGUGGACAGACAGCAUGUUGCCAGCCAGUCGACGCAUGUCCCCGUCACUGAAUCCCCGCUGCACACGUCCACUCAUGCGCACAGUUUCAACGUGGCAUCGUCGACUGGCCACCGAGCUGGACCCGUUGCAUCCAGCGCACCGGCCUUGACGCUCGGCUCCGCAUCGUCAGUGACCAUGGCAACUGAGCAGUCUGCUGUUCUGGCCGGACACGGUGCCGGUCGUUUAGCGCCCUCGUUCUCUCUCUCGCCCAUCACCGCCAGUACAGGCCGAGAAGCGGUGGCGGUGUCCACAGCUUCUAGUACAGGCUCACCCAGUGUACACAGUGGCGGUGAUGGUGGUAUGGCUGUGUCAGCGGCGGUGGUGCCUACGAGUAGUGGAAGCUCGGCACCAUCUAAACCGUCCCCUACCCAGCACUCCAGCAAUGUCGGCACUGCCUCUCAGCCGAUGGCUAGCGCUUCAACUGCAUCAUUGUCCACCACCUCCACGUCAUCAGCGGUGAUCCCCUCCACUUCGGUUUCAUCUAGAGGUGGUGCGGCAGCCAGCUCAGCCAGAUCGGGAGACGGUCAUGUCGGUACGAGCGCGGGUUCUGUUUUGGUCGACAGUGCAGUGUUUAGCCAAGCGUCGUCGCUCGGCGCUAGUAGUGCGGCGGCGUUUGCCAAUCGCAGCGCACCGUCAACCUCCUCCAGCCGUGUGCACGGCCACUCCAGUAGCGGCGGCGUUUUAGGCACUGCCGCUGCGUUGUCGUCGUCACACACCGACCCAAGCUCAAUGGGGGUCGGUGUGUCACCAUUGCUCCACUACCACUCACCAUCAGCGCAGGUCGACAGCACUCCGUCGCGACACGUCACGUUUGCGUCCUCGUCCGCGUCCUCGAGCCUCAUCACACCGCUGCUGCAGUCGCAAGGAACGUUAUCAACCGGCUCGCCAUCUCAUCAUCAUCAUCAGCAGCAGCAGUCGCUGGUCAUGACGCCUAGCUCGGACCGUCUGUCCAUUAGCAGUCUCAGUUCUUCUCGUAGUGACGCCGCCACCGAUGGUAGUGGCCAGUUAUCGGAUACAGGACGACGCACGCAGCCUUCGGAUAUGACGGUUCUAUUGCUCGGCGAGCAAGAAAGCUACAAGAGCAUGGGAGACCGCCUAAUGGCAGAGGUACUGAAGCACCAUCCCGGAGCACCGUCCACGUCAUCCGAAACGGACGAGUAUUGAUCACCCAGAUCUGGCAUCCACCUGAGCCCCCGCCGGGGCGCAUAGCUGUGCCAGCUUGAUCAUGAUCCUCUCGUAUGGUUAGUUCAGGGUUCACUGCAUGUUCUGUCGUCAACUUCAUCCACACAUACAGCCAGUACUGAUACACUUGCUGUGAUUACAGUUACAAGUGUAGAGUCUGAGCCGGAAAAAAGAGUUGCUUCUUCGCUCCACUUCUAUUUUUAAAUCUGACGACAGUCUCAGUGGCAUGGAAGCACCAACUUGGUUCCUGCCUGCUUUCUUUUCCACGGCUGCUGGAUCAGCUGAAUUCAUAGUCUCCAAUUUUAUCAAUCUUAGGCCUCAGCAUCAGCACACACACACACACACACACACACACACACAUGCACAUUAGUCUGUUGAAAUGAUAUCGUUGUUACCUGGGAAGAUGCCCAAGUGCUGUGAAUGGUAUCCCGUGACAGUGGGACCGGGCUACCAUUGCUCAUUCCCCUGCAUAGAAACUGUGAAUUCAAGUCCUGACGAGACAUCGAAAAUUUAUUUCAAACUUACUCAUAAUUAUUUUUCGAGCUAGCCUUGUCGUACCGUACUCUCACCAUUUCACUAUGUCAUAUUUUCGAAGCGUCUCCUUUCCCCUUGAAAUACUCCCUGUAGAUAUUUUAGUGGCUUCCUCCGUAGGCUGAUCUGUUGGCUGAUUAUCGUUUUCCAAUCACUGGUGCUUGCAAACUGGUGCAAUGGUAUCCUCAGUGUACAUGCUGCGCAAUGUAUUUCGCAAGUGCAUGUAGUACCUACGUAUCUUGACUUGAGACAUAUAGGACCAAGAUGUAUUCUUGGUAGGACUUGA
Sycon ciliatum is the source of this 6474-nucleotide messenger RNA. Its product is annotated as centrosomal protein of 135 kDa-like. The coding region runs from base 81 to 5639 and encodes 1852 amino acids. The record is from RefSeq and is a predicted model, not a curated record. The transcript has 15 exons. Lineage: Eukaryota; Metazoa; Porifera; Calcarea; Leucosolenida; Sycettidae.